Syngnathoides biaculeatus (alligator pipefish) is the source of this 6177-nucleotide messenger RNA. It is a transcript of the gene pou2f1b, whose product is annotated as POU class 2 homeobox 1b. The coding region runs from base 48 to 2081 and encodes 677 amino acids. The record is from RefSeq and is a predicted model, not a curated record. Lineage: Eukaryota; Metazoa; Chordata; Actinopteri; Syngnathiformes; Syngnathidae. Gene Ontology annotation, molecular function: DNA-binding transcription factor activity, RNA polymerase II-specific; RNA polymerase II cis-regulatory region sequence-specific DNA binding. Gene Ontology annotation, biological process: regulation of transcription by RNA polymerase II. Gene Ontology annotation, cellular component: nucleus. The transcript is spliced from 14 exons.
CGCGCUCCCAACAGGCAGGGCUGGGAUUUUUGGGUUAAAUAUUCAAAAUGGCGGACGGAGGAGCAGCGAGUCAAGAUGAGAGUUCGGGAGCAGAUGCAAAAGUGAAUAAUAAUCAGUCGGAAACUCCUAAAUGUGCAAUGGAAAGUGGUGACAGGAACACCGGGAUCCAAAUCAAUGGAUUGGACUUUCAGAGGCCGACCGUGCCAACCACGAGUACAAUCACCAGUGCACACGCACAAGCCCUCCUCCAACAGCUGACUCUGACCCCAGCCCAGCAGCAACUGUUGCUCCACCAGGCCCAAGCUCAGCUCCUGGCUGCGGCUGUGCAGCAUUCAGCCAACCAGCAGAACGGCACCACUGGGGCUAGCAUCUCUGCCUCCGCAGCCACGCCCAUUACCCAGCUACCCUUGUCACAGCCUAUCCAGAUCUCUCCUCUACAGCAGCAGAAUUUAAGCCUGCCGCAGUUUGUGCUGGUGCAGCCCGGCCACCCGAUCGCCACACCGCUCCAACCCGCUCAGUUCAUCAUCUCGCAAUCACCGCAGGCCCAGCAGAGCAUAUUGCAAGCGCAGAGUCUUCUCACUCAACUACCUCAAAGCCAAGCUAAUCCCCUCCCAACGCAGCCGAGCAUCACCCUUGCAACACAGCAGCCUGUAACUCCUACCCGUACCACGGCAGCCACACCCAUGCAGUCAUUGCCUCACAGUCAGACACCGCCCAAACAGUUGGAUACGCCCACUCUGGAGGAGCCAAGCGACCUGGAGGAACUGGAGCAGUUUGCGAAAACUUUCAAACAGAGGCGGAUCAAACUGGGCUUUACGCAGGGGGAUGUUGGCCUGGCUAUGGGUAAGCUGUACGGAAACGACUUCAGCCAAACAACCAUCUCUCGCUUUGAGGCCUUGAACCUGAGCUUUAAGAACAUGUGCAAACUCAAACCAUUGCUAGAGAAGUGGCUUAAUGAUGCAGAGAACCUGACUUCAGACCAGGGACUGUCCAGCCCCAGUGCCCUCGGCUCUCCAGGCAUGGGCAUUGAGGGGAUCAACCGCAGGCGGAAGAAGAGGACGAGUAUUGAGACCAACAUCCGCGUGGCCUUAGAAAAGAGCUUUCUGGAGCAGAACCAAAAACCUACCUCUGAAGAGAUCACUAUGAUCGCUGACCAGCUCAAUAUGGAAAAGGAGGUGAUCCGGGUCUGGUUCUGCAAUCGUCGGCAGAAAGAGAAGAGGAUAAACCCCCCGAGCACAGGCAGCGUAGGCAGCACCCCCAUCAAAACUUUCUUUACACCCGGUAGCCCUUUGGUGGCCAGCACAGCAAGCCUGGUGAACAGUCCAACUAUAAACACGCCUACCACAUUGACUGUAAAUCCAGUGAUGCCUCUCACCAGCACCAGUGUUUCCAGUUUAUCCUUCACAGGCACAACAGUUGGCGCUACAAACACAGCAUCCGUCAUCUCCACCACACCUGUGAUCACCACGGUAACCAGCUCGCCAUCUCUAAGCCCGUCCCCAACGUCCGUUCAGUCCACCACCGCAGAGAAUAAAGUCAGCACUCAGGCGCAGACCAUCGUCACCCAGGCCCCGACGUCCAUAGGCACCACCGUCGGGACGGGCCAGGUCAUGGUGGCCGCUCCGAGUCUGUCCACGGCCUUUCAGGGGGCUGCUCAGUUGCCUACCAGUGCGAGCUUUGCGGCCAUGGCUGCCGCAGCGGGGUUGAAUCCAGGAUUAAUGGCCUCCUCUGCCUUUGCUUCAGGUGGGGCCCUGCUCAAUCUGACGCCCGGUGGUCUCAUGAACAACAGUACGCUAGCGACCAUCCAAGCCCUGGCAUCUAGCGGCACAAUCCCGAUAACGGCACUGGACGGCAGCAGCCUGCUGUUCGCCAACGCGCCCGGCGGCGGCGGGCCCAAUCUGGUGACCACGCCGCUCUUUCUCAACCCCCAGAACUUGUCACUGCUCACCAGCAACCCGGUCAGCCUGGUGUCGGCGGGGGCGGGCGGGCUGCACAUCACCACCGACGCCCACCACCAAGUCUCCACGGCCGCCGUGCCUGUCCAAGCCCCGACCAUUACCACUGCCUCCAAGGCGCAGUGAGUCUGGCUGCAUCCGCAAUGAAUGCUCUGUUUCUUGAGCUGCGCACUGUUCUCCUCACACACAGCGCAGGAAAUAGGCAAGGUCCUUUGAGUUUUUGCCUCCGCGCUCCACUAACAAACGCACAUCCACUCCAUUUUGACUAUUAUUUACUUCCUUUUGCUUUCACCAAAAAAAAAAAAAAAACAACCGCAGGGUUGUGCGUCACUUUUUUGGGGGGUUUUCCUUGCUUUCUCUUUAUAAUCCAAGGAUGUUAUUUCUCAAACAGUAGCCAAAUGGAGACUGUCGUUCUCUGAAACAGGAAGAAUACUUUUGGCCAUACCAUUAAGCUCAUCACAUUUUGUACAUACGUCCUUCCAUUUCAUAAAAAAAAAUCUCACUUCUCUGAACAACUUCAAAAGAAAAUUUGGGGGAUUUUACUAUAAACUUAAUACUAACCUCAUAUUACACAUCACUAACUGGGCUCACCUUUAGGUUUUUUUUUUUGGGGGGGGGUAAGCCUUGACAUGAAUCAUAUCAGUUUUAAGAGUUUUUCUAAAUAUAGUUUUUUUUUCUUUUUACAUUUUCCAAACUUUGCAAUUAUAAUAAGUUAAGACUUCAAUGUCUCUCUUUUUUAAAAAAAAAGUGGUUUUAAGGCUUUAAAAACAAGUAAUAACUCGCUGACGUAAAGGUUAUCAUUGCUUUAAGGAGCGCGGGGACCCGUUGAGUCUCUGCGAGUUUCUUUUUCUGGAAACUGUCUUUUUAAAACGGUGCGGGUUGUCGACGGUGAUGGAAAAUGACUGAAAAACUUUCAACAGCUUUAAACACGAGUGGAGUGCAACUGACUAAAUAAGGAGGGCAGAUGUUCCGCAUGCGUCGUGUAAAGCUCAGUGACGCUGGACUUAACUAACCAAAUGAUGCAGAAAGGCUCAGCGGUCUGGGCUAAAAAUCACCUGUCAGGGGGUGUGAAUGUCACACUAAAUGUAUGGUGAUUUUAGAUUUAAAAAAAAAAAAAUAAUAAUAAUAAUUUCCUAUCUUUUUCUAUGUAAUGGUAGUACCGUCGUAUCUACUUGUGCACAGUAUCUGUACCAAAAAAACUGGAUUGAGCUGUUGUGGGAGAAAUGACCUUUUCUUUUCCCCUUUUUGUCUGCAGUCGUUUAAGUGGCUGCGUACUUUUAAGAUAUACCAAAAAUAUUUGUUAAAAUAAUUGUAGUCGGUGUAGUCUAGUCGAUAUAUUUAUGAGCAGAAUCUCUCCUCAUUUUGUCAGCAGAAUAUAAAAAAUGCAAUAGUUUGAUCAUUUCCAAAGAUACUUUUUUUGUUUUGUUUUUUUUAAAUACGGGGGAAAGUCUUUCAUGGAUUAUAAUUGGCAGCACAAUUGACCAAUAAUGAGGGAGGGGCCUGUGUUAGAACACGACAAACUUGUUUCCUAUUUCGCUGGCCCUCUCCUCAACCCCCCCCCCCCCCAAGAGCCAUUUGACGGCUUCUAUUUUAACCAUUUUAGUCACAGCUUUGGGCGUCUGCGAAAGCUGGCAAAAACUCCCAUUUUGGGUCUGGAGGGCGGUUUGUACAAAUAUGUCAGCCAUAAAGCAACAGCUUGAAACCAAAGUUGUUUUUCCUCCGCAGCGGCCGUGCUUGCAUGAGCGCUGCAGUUACCAAUGGCGAAUGCUUUUCUUGAUCUGGUGUGGUUGAACGUCGAUGGAUGGAGUAUUAGCUUUAACGACUUUCUCCUUUGUUUUUUUUUGUUUUGUUUGUUUUUUUUUAAUUUAUAGCUUAAUUAGCAGAUCCUGUGAAGAGCAGGUUUUUUUUUUGCGCUGGAGUUUGGAAUGCUCCACUAUAUCGAUACUGGGGAUGGGCAUUGGGAUCAAUCGUGGCUUGAAAUAAUUGGAAUAGAAUACAGGGAGUCCUCGAGUUAAGACGUUUCAACUUUACAGCGCCCGUCCCCCAUCCGCCAUUUUGUCUGGCUAAUGCUUGUUCGUUUUUGUAUCUUCACAUUUUUCGCCAUCCUUUUUCGACAUUAUCGCCCCGAAGAAGAAAGCUGCGUCUUUUCGCAGUGCUUCUGCAGCCAAAAAAAAAAUCCAUUACCAUGGAAACGAACCUCAAGAUCAUAAAAAGAUUGGAGGAAGGAGAGACACCAACACCACCGAGACUUCAGUCGGUCGACCGUGGUGACAAUUAUUAAAAGCAAAGCUCGUAUUUUCGCGGAUAUGAAGGGUUCCCGGUCCUACGCCGGAUACAAUGAUCACAAAAUAAGGUUCUUUGAUACUCGAGAUGGAGAGGAUUGAGGACCAGGUUCCUUUGUGAUAUCUAAGCACAGCCUCCCCUUCUUCUCCAUCCAUCUCUCAGCAGUAAUGCAAAGUACAUUACCUUGUUUAUUAUUUGUUGGUAUUUUGAUGUAAAUUCUGACUUUAGUGGUAGAAUCCGACUUAAGUCGAAAUUCGAGUUAAGUCGGUACUGUAGGAAGAGAUUUCAGUCGUAGACCGAGGACUCCCUGUACACUACUGGUUGAUUGAUCUGACAUAGGCGUGGUGUACACAGAUUUUUAAAAUCUUUAAAGAUUAUCAGUUACAAAUAGAAUUGGGAUCAGGCAAUCGUGGCAUAAUUGGUUCAUCAAACAAUCUGAUUUGUUAAUUGAUUGAUUGAUAACGUGGUUUAAAGUAAGAGGUACCUAUGUGGACGUCCGCAAGGCUCUCAUCGAGGCCCACUCUUGUCAUAGUCACAUUGAAACGAUUUGAUGAAGAGAAGAAAAAAUCAAAUUUAGUCAAAUGCCCAUCUGUAGUAAACACUGUAGAUCCAAUCGUUGCUACCAUUUGAAUCAGCACGUUGGCAUCACUGUGGCCCGACGCGUUCCCCAUGACCGGCUCGUCCUACGUUAGUCACUGCAGCUUUUGGGCCGAGUACUGUAAUGUGCCGCACAUUCAGAUAAACCCCUCACAAAUAGCAUCACUGUUCUGCUGCUUCUGACUAACAAAAAAGCAGUGACAAGGAAGUCAGAUUGUAGGCAGAAAGAUAUUCCUUUUGUACUUUUCUGUCAUUGACUAAUUUUGACUGAAUAUACCUCAGCAGCACUUAAACAUAAGGUUCACCUUUUUAAAUAUUUCUGUGUAUAGAACAGUGUGGAAUGUAUAAUUAAGGACUGGCUCGCCAUUCACACUAUACUGCUAAAUAGGAACCGUACUUUAUAGGACAACUACUGCUUUUUCCUCGUACUACUAUUUAAUUUUUUUCCUCUUUUGACGGUUUGAUGGUGAUUGCCACUUGACCAAGCGCUCAUUCUUGCCAAAGUAAUAGCCUUUCUCUUUACAGCUCAGCUGGCGUACGGCUACUCGCGUCGUUGAGUCCGCCGCGCACUGAUAGAAGCCGCCAGUUCUAUUCCGCUGCCGUUCGUACUCGCGCAACAGCCGAGCGCGUUUGCGACGCGAGCCGGGCGCCGUCAGCGCCGCAGGAUGUUACUGAUAUAUUUAUCUGAGGAAAGACCUAAUAAUCAGAGAAAUGUUUUCUUAAUUCUAUACAUAUAAAUAUAUAUAUAUAUAUAAACGUCUAAGAUGUUCCUAUUUUAUAUUUGAAGCAUUAUGUUACUAAGACUGAAUGUAGUGUUUAUGACCCAGAAGAAAUUCCCUCAAAACUUCCUUCUAAAAAAAAAAAAAAAAGAAAAAAAAAGACCAAAAUAUAAAAAAAAAAAACGCUGCGAUUGUUGUGUCGGUGAAUGACAUGCGCCGCUCUGACACAAAGAUCCUGUAGUUAGAGCGAAUCCUUUUUUUUUUUUUUUCUAAUAUAUUGUUUUAAUUUAAGUCAUUUUGGACUUCAUUUGCUGUGCUGUCUUUAACAAUCAUUUGUUGUUUUUUUUUUUUUUUUUUUUUUUUCAUUUUUAUUACUUUAUGCCUUUAACUGAUUUGUAUAAAUAUGAGAGGGCACGAUCACUGGCUUUCUUGGUUUUGACAAAGACGAUAAAUGUUAUCAUUUAUGCCUUAUUGUUACGUAGAUGACAUGAUUGCAUUGUAGCACGUGUGAAUGUGUCUGUUUUUUAGCUUAGUGUCGCCAAGUGCAUUGUCCCAGACGUAAUCCAGUUUGCUUCGGGCAUUUUGAGUGUGAGACGCUCACAUUUGCUACCGAUUUUUUUUUU